This is a messenger RNA of Frankliniella occidentalis (western flower thrips), 990 nucleotides long. RefSeq lists its product as uncharacterized. Lineage: Eukaryota; Metazoa; Arthropoda; Insecta; Thysanoptera; Thripidae. The record is from RefSeq and is a predicted model, not a curated record. The transcript has a single exon. The annotation marks the transcript as partial.
ACUCAACCUCCACCACCGCCAACUACGCAGAGGCCGAACUGUUAUCCAGGCAGUCCUGACCCGCGGUGUCCGAGGCCUCCACCAACUCAGCCACCUCCACCAACCACGCAGAGGCCUAGCUGUUACCCGGGAAGCCCAGACCCACGGUGCCCGCAACCCUCAACAAACCCACCACGGCCUGUAUGCUAUCCUGGCAGCCCGGACCCUGCGUGUCCCCAGCCAACAUCACCCAGGCAGCCAGCAACAUAUUUGCCCCCAAGCCCAACUACUGCGCCUACGACACCAUCAAGGCCGAACUGUUAUCCUGGCAGCCCUGACCCACGGUGUCCGAGGCCACCUCCAACUCAGCCCCCAACACCGAGGCCAACGCCUCCUCCUACACAGCCACCCCCAAACUGCUAUCCUGGAAGUCCUGAUCCUCGGUGUCCGAGGCCGACGACAGAGAGGCCGAACUGCUACCCUGGCAGCCCUGACCCACGUUGUCCGAGACCUCCACCUACCCAACCCCCAACGCCAAGGCCGACCUCCCCUCCCACGCAGCCACCUCCAAACUGCUAUCCCGGAAGCCCGGACCCUCGCUGUCCAAGACCACCACAGACCCAGCCCCCCGCGCCACGUCCACCACCAACAACGCAGAGGCCUAACUGUUACCCAGGGAGCGCCGACCCGCGCUGUCCGACUGCCCCGCCAGCCACCUCUCCCAGACCAGUGUGCUAUCCCGGUAGUCCUGAUCCAGCGUGCCCUCAACCAACAAAACCAAGAGAACCAGCAACGUACCUGCCUCCACUUCCUACAACUCCAUCUAGGCCUAAUUGCUAUCCUGGCAGCCCCGACCCUCGGUGUCCAAGACCACCCACUCAACCCCCUCCACCACCAACCACGCAGAGGCCGAACUGCUACCCUGGCAGCCCCGACCCGCGCUGCCCGAGGCCACCUCCAACGCAGCCUCCACCACCACCAACCACGCAGAGGCCGAACUGCUACCCUGGC